Thlaspi arvense is the source of this 189-nucleotide messenger RNA. The record is from the annotation of a GenBank genome assembly. Lineage: Eukaryota; Viridiplantae; Streptophyta; Magnoliopsida; Brassicales; Brassicaceae.
AUGAUAGAGGACAGGUUGAGCGGAACGGACUCUUCCUUGGAUAUCUCCACAAAGGAGAACUUGGAGAAGCUUGUUAGUAUUGGAGAGAAGUUGUUGAAGAAGCUGGUUUCUCGGGUGAAUUUGGAAACUGGUUUGUCAGAGCCAGUUAAAAACGGUGGCACAAAUGAGGAAGCUUUGAAAAGGUAUUAA